Cuscuta epithymum is the source of this 2598-nucleotide messenger RNA. NCBI's taxonomy places the organism in Eukaryota, Viridiplantae, Streptophyta, Magnoliopsida, Solanales, Convolvulaceae. The record is from the annotation of a GenBank genome assembly.
CUUUGGCAUUGGUCAAUUAGAAAAGGUAUACAGUUAUGAUUCCCAUCCAAAUUCGUUUCUCGUCUGGAGCGCGCCUUCGCAUCAUCAUCAUUCAACAAAGUUACAAAACCCAAAUUAGUCUCAUCGUCUUGAUUAGUGCUAAUUACUGAGUAAUAGUAAUCAUCAUAAAUAAUUAUACUUGAUGAUUCCUCUCUAUCUGUCUUCUCUGCGGCUUGCCGAAAUAUUCAGCCACUUCUUCUCUGGGUUCUCCACGCAAUCUCUCGCCAUCACUCAUCCGCUUGUUUAUACUUCCAAGUAAGUACUCUCUCUCAUUCUCUGGUUCUGUCUUCCCCUGCAUCUCAUUCGAUUCAGUUCAAGAUCCUCUUUUGCAUAUUCAACCUUGAUCUGUGUCAUCGAACUUCUUUUUAUCGAUCUGUUCUCCGGUUAUUUGUGCGGAGUAGUGAGUUUAAUGUACUCGAGCUCAUUCGUUCUAUGUAUUCAUGUUAUGUGUGGGUUAGAUCUUGACUAAGUGAUCUGGAAUAAUCUGCUCUCUUCUUUUGGUUAACUUCCAGGGGUAUGUAAUUUGGACGGUAGGGAUUAAAGAUAAUGCUCAUCAGAUUAGCUCGUUGGUUCGUUUGGUAUAAGGGAAUUUAGAGAACCCAGAAUUGGAUUCAUACAUGUUGUAUUGGUCAGAAGUAGUAUUAACUCAGAAAUGGAUUUGCACGGAAAUCCACAGGGAGAGCAUGGGAGGUUUGAGCAGAUUCUCUCCCAGUUUCUUCUGAAAAGUUUGCAUAUAGUAUUGGAUUCGAGGGUUCCUUCAACAAGAAACCAAGCGCGAAUAGGAGAAGUUAAAAAAAGUGACAAAUGGUUUAAUUUGGUGUUAGGAGAUCGUCCUUCUGUUCUUGAUAAUUUGAAUUUUUGGCAUAGAAAUUUGAUGGAACCUAUGAAUAUUGAUAUUGUUCUUGUUCAAGACAAGCCAGGGUCUGGUUUAUCAUCAACUGUUAUAGAGAGGUGGAUUGUUCAAUAUGAGAGUAAAAGGACUUCAUCCUCUCAAGUUGGGGAUUCUUCUUCUUACAAAAAAACAUACAAGAAGCUAAUUAUACUUUUACGGUCCCUUUAUUCAAUGACAAAGCUCCUUCCAGCUUAUAAGGCCUUCAGGAAACUAAGUUCUUCUCAGAGUUGUGAUUUUGAACUUAAUUACAAAGUCUCUUCAUUUAGUGCUCCCUUUUCUAGAACAGAAGAGCAGUUGAUGAAACAUUAUUCUUUCAUUCCCGUUGAUGUUCAAAACGGCUGUUUUUGUUUAUCCGUGACAUAUCAUGAGAAUCUUCUCUCUGAGUUUAAUCUGGAAACUUCUGCUUGUUUUCCUACUGAGAUUAUCACAGAUUAUGUUGGUAGUCCUCUUGCUGAUCCUAUGAGGUCAUUUCCUUCCAUGUCACUGGAUAAGGGUGUCCUCCCUACAUCGUACCCCUUAAGAAGGACACAGUCAUCCACUCCGGGACCAUUUCACCGGCCCCAUAGUUGGACGAGUGGAGUCCACAGGGGGAUUUCCUUAGCUCAGAAUGACCGGCUUCGUUGGACGGCUGGGGUCCACAACGGGAUUUCCUUAGCUCAGAAUGAACGUUUUUUAGGAUCUCCAUCUCCACCCUUUUCACCACCUGCAUACAUCUCAGAAAGUUCCCCAGUCAAUAUCCCACACUCGAUGAACAUCCGAAAUUCCAGAUACACUUCUCAUAAUUUUUCUGACCCCAACAGGAUUUUACUCCCACCUCAAUCCCCUAGAAGCACGAAGCAUGACUCCUUGUCUCAUGAAUAUCCUUCUGGAAUUAGGGCAUUGAAGAAACCGGAUGCAGCAAGGGCAGGCGAGACAAUGUUCGGUAGUGCGAAUCUGAGUCCGAAGAUUUCAAGAGAUGUCAAAGAUGAUUCCGGACGUUUUUCUUCAAGUGAUUCGCCACGUAUAGGAUUCUCAAGAAGUUCCAGUAGAGUAUCAGUCCAGGGGGAUUUGGAUGACCCUGACUUUGCUUGCCCAUUUGUUGUUGAUGAUGUUGAUAGUUCCAGUUCCCUAGCCAGUCAAAACCUAGACAAGAAGGCCGUGGGUCCAGAAUCGCCUGCACAGGCAUUUUUUGGAACCAGAAAAGCACAAGACUCUGCUGUUGGUGCCCUUGUCCAGAUGCUGAAGACAGCUCCCCCACUACGCCAAGAUACUAGCUGCUAUUCCACCACUUCUUCUGUAAAACCUGAUCUUGAAGGAGAAGGAAUAACUGCUUCUUUUGACCUUUCUGCCCCUCGAAAGAUCUCAGAUGCAUUGGAGGAGCUUAAAGCAUACAAAGAACUCAAAGAUGUUCUGCUCUCUAAGAGCGCACUCCGCAAUUCAGAAUCCUAACCCUCUUAGUUUAUCCCAUUUGGCCAUGUAAACUGUUCUCCCAUUGACUUGUACUGUAGCAACUGCAUAUAGAUUAACCAAAUUGUGUACAUAGUUGGAAAUGAAAAGUCAUUAGGGAAGGUUGGUGGCCUGUAACUCUGCAGGUAUUAAUGCCUAUUGAAUUGGAUUACUUGGACGGGUUUCUGCAUUUGUACUUCUAGGAGGUGUUUACUUCACUGCUAAAGUUACUCUUAGGUUAG